Messenger RNA from Planococcus citri (citrus mealybug), 2643 nucleotides. RefSeq lists its product as uncharacterized. The coding region runs from base 140 to 1876 and encodes 578 amino acids. Gene Ontology annotation, molecular function: ATP binding; RNA helicase activity; RNA binding. The record is from RefSeq and is a predicted model, not a curated record. Lineage: Eukaryota; Metazoa; Arthropoda; Insecta; Hemiptera; Pseudococcidae. Gene Ontology annotation, cellular component: ribonucleoprotein complex; nucleus; cytoplasm. The transcript is spliced from 2 exons.
UCACGGUGAUAAACUCUCAACACAAAUUUCUUCGAGUCAUUUAAGAAAGCUUCGAAGCACACUAUCGAGUGCCUUUAAAAAAUUCUUUCCGUAAUUGUCACAAGACGAGAAAGACCUCUCGUGCUCUUCCAUAGUCAACAUGAGGUCAUUUUUGUAUUUAGUGUUAUUGGCAUUUUUAGGAUUUUCUGCUAAUGAUCGAAACACAGCAAGAGCACAAGAUCGUUUCCUCAAUGAUCCAUCCCCGUACGAAAAAUUCCGCAUGGAAAACGCUGGUGGCGGAUAUCAAAGACGCACAUUCGGCAACCCUUUAGCUCAACCUUACGGUGGUGGUGGUGGUGGUGGUGGUCGAAACUUCGGUGGUGGUGGCGGCGGCGGCGGUCGAAAUUUCGGCGGAGGUGGUCGCAACUUUGGCGGAGGAGGUCAAAAUUUCGCCCGAAUCACGGGCAAGUACAAAAUGGAGCUCCAGAAUCUGGUAAUCCCAAAUUGGAAUUCGGUCACUUUGGAGCCGUUUAAAAAAGACUUCUACACACCGCACGAAAACGUCACGCAACGAUCCGACGACGAAGUGAAUGCGUACAGAAAAGAGCACAAUAUAGUCGUAACCUGUCCUCUAGGACUGCCAAUCCCAAAACCAAUCCGUCAUUUCACCGAAGCCAAUUUCCCAGACUACGUGAACACGGUUUUGAAACAAGAAGGUUUCGAGACACCGACCAUAAUCCAAGCUCAAGGUUGGCCUAUCGCAUUGAGUGGUCAAAAUAUGGUCGGCGUGGCUAAAACCGGUUCGGGCAAGACUCUAGCUUACAUGUUACCAGCCAUCGUGCAUAUCAACGCUCAACCACGUAUUCAGCGCGGAGAUGGUCCAAUUGUGCUGGUUUUGACACCUACCAGAGAAUUAGCCCAACAGGUCAAGUCAGUUGCUUACAAAUACGGUAGCCAAACUCGAGUCCGAUCGGUGUGCGUUUUUGGCGGAGCUUCGAGAUUUCUGCAAGCUCGCGAUUUAUCCUACGGUCGAGAGAUCGUCAUCGCUACUCCGGGUCGUUUAUUGGAUUUCCUCCAAUGUAACGUCACUAAUUUAAGAAGAACUACGUAUUUAGUCCUAGACGAAGCCGAUCGUAUGUUGGAUAUCGGUUUCGAACGCCAAAUACGUAAAAUCAUCCAGCUCAUUCGACCCGAUCGUCAAGUCCUUAUGUGGUCAGCCACCUGGCCUCAAGAAGUACGCAACCUAGCCGAAGAUUUCCUGCACCAGAAAUACUACCAGUUGAACGUCGACUCGCAGACCCUGACUGUGAAUCGCAAUAUACAACAAAACAUCGAUAUUUGCAGCGAAUCCGAUAAACCCACCAAAUUAAUGACCCUGCUCGAGCAAAUAGGCAAAGAGAAGGAUAACAAAACCAUCGUAUUCGUCCAAACCCGAGUCAAAGUUAACGAUAUACACUUGAAACUGGAAAGGUCCGGUAUUCCAGUCGUCAGUAUUCACGGAUACAAGACGCAAAAUAAUCGCGAUCGUAGUUUGAAUGCUUUUCGUCAAGGUAGAGCUUCCGUCUUGGUUGCUACCGAUUUGGCUGGUCGCGGAUUAGACGUGGCCGAUUGCAAAUACGUGAUUAAUUACGAUUUCCCCAACACGGUCGAAGAUUAUAUUCAUAGAAUAGGAAGAACCGGUAGAUCGUCGAUGGCCGGAACGUCGUAUACGUUUUUCACGUACAAUGACAAGGCGCAUGCUAGACAACUCAUCAACGUGUUGAAAGACGCCAAUCAGCAAAUAAAUCCCGAAUUGGCAAGGAUGAUCUAUUCGGGUAAUAUGGGCGGAAAUGCGGGUGGAAAUUACGCAGCACGGGGUGGUAAUUACGGAAGAAGAAACGUUUACCGAAGAUAUUAGAUUUGCGAGUCGAAUUUCGCCCCCUCGAGCAAUUUUGGCAGCGAGCUCUGAGAGGAUGGGAUAUUUUCGAAAAUUCUUCAACAACGCUAUAUUCAAAAAUUACCAUUCCCAACAAGGUGGACAAAGAUCGAAAAUCGAAGCAACGAAAUCUCGAGUGUUUGAAUUUAUGAACGGAGCCUUUACUUCGCUUCGUUUAUGUGAAAUAUGCUAUGAUCAAUAAAUAAGAGGUGUCAAAAUUCAACGGCUGCUAAACCAACGAGAGACCGAAUCUUUACGUGGAAUUUUGGUGGAUGAGGAAGGGAUAGGGAGUGGCCAGAACCAUUAUUUCUUAUGGAUCACAAUAAAACAAGAAAAUUACACCCCUUCCCACCAGUAAUAAUCUAUCUAGUCAUCGUUAAAAUAAAUUCCUCAUCCUUACUCGUACUUCGUUCGUUCCACUGCAGACCAAAAUAAGAUCAAAUUCGACAGGAUACAGGGUCCAUUUGGCCAUUAUAGUUCACGAGGGUGACACUGGAAAAAUUGAAACAAGGUGAAGCAAAGAAACUUGUCGGAACGACGUUUUUGUAAAACUGAAACUGGAUUUUGAAAAAUCAAUUGAACUUUAAGUGACCUUUCUACAUUUAUUAUUUUAUAGCAUUUUGACUUUUAUUUCACAAGUUCUCACGCUGUUUUCAGUAUUAUUAUCAUUUUAGCCAAUUUCGCGGUUAUACUCGUAUUUUGAAUAAAUUUUGUAAUAAUUGGUUCACAAUACACAACUCCUUACAUUA